Molecule: messenger RNA, 578 nt
Organism: Cyphomyrmex costatus
Lineage: Eukaryota; Metazoa; Arthropoda; Insecta; Hymenoptera; Formicidae
Product: CDGSH iron-sulfur domain-containing protein 3, mitochondrial
Exons: 2
Coding region: 115-531 (138 amino acids)
Cellular component (GO): mitochondrion
Molecular function (GO): 2 iron, 2 sulfur cluster binding
Source: RefSeq, a predicted model, not a curated record
GGUACGCGAGAGAGAGGUUAAAGUAUUUCAGUCUCAGAACACUUUGCUGCUUUUUGUUGAAGUGUGAUUGCUACUUUUAAUUUAGCGUAAUUUAUUGUUGCGUGAGUCAACGAAAUGAUUAUACUGAAUCGAUACCCGCAACUCGCUCGUCUGAGUAUUCUUUGUCGUAAUAAUGUCUCUCGGUUUUCUACAGAAAGAACUGACGGUCCACCGAUACCUGCGAAUCCUCUGAAAGAUGUGUACAGUGCCAAUGAUCAAGUUGGAACUGGAGUGAUAUAUGACAAAAAGCCAUUCAGGAUACAACUUAAAGCUGGCAAAAUUUAUUCAUGGUGCUUAUGUGGACGGAGCAAAAGUCAGCCGUUCUGUGAUGGCACGCACAAAGACAUUUUCCUCAAGAUAAAGCUGAGGCCCAUACGUUUCACUGUUACAGAAAAUAAGGACUAUUGGUUGUGCAAUUGCAAACAAACAUCAAAUCGACCUUUCUGCGACGGCACGCACAAAAGGCAGGAUAUACAAGAGAAGAGAAUUUAAAUUUAAAAAAAGAAUAAAUAACAUGAAACCAUAUUGUUGAUAUAAUG